Messenger RNA from Saccoglossus kowalevskii, 684 nucleotides. RefSeq names its product multiple epidermal growth factor-like domains protein 10-like. The record is from RefSeq and is a predicted model, not a curated record. Lineage: Eukaryota; Metazoa; Hemichordata; Enteropneusta; Harrimaniidae.
AUGAAAACUGUUUAUACAUCUGCCUAUUGUUUGGAAUAUACAUUUCAGGAAUCUGAUUGGUUCUAUUGUGAUUGUCACUGUGCCACCGGUGAUUAUCACUAUUCCACUGGUGUUUGUCACUAUGCCACUAGUGAUUGUCGCUAUCCCAACGGUGAUUGUCACUAUGCCACUGGUGUUUGUCACUAUGCCACUAGUGAUUGUCGCUAUCCCAACGGUGAUUGUCACUAUGCCACUGGUGAUUUUCACUAUGCCACUGGUGAUUGUCACUAUGCCACUGGUGAUUGUCACUAUACCACUGGGGAAUGUCACUAUGCCACUGGUGAUUGUCACUAUACUACUGGUGAUUGUCACUAUACCAUUGGUGUUUGUCACUAUGCCACUGGUGAUUGUCACUAUACCACUGGGGAAUGUCACUAUGGCACUGGUGAAUGUCACUAUGCCACUGGUGAUUAUCACUGUACCAUGGGUGUUUGUCACUGUACCACUGGUGAUUGUCACUAUACUACUGGUGAUUGUCACUAUACCAUAUGUGAUUGUUACUAUGCCACUGGUGGUUGUCACUAUACUACUGGUGAUUGUCACUAUACUACUGGUGAUUGUCACUUUACCAUAUGUGAUUGUCACUAUGCCACUAGUGAUUGCCACUAUGCCACUGGUGAUUGUCACUACAUAUACCACUGGUGA